Messenger RNA from Sycon ciliatum, 10373 nucleotides. Its product is annotated as pneumococcal serine-rich repeat protein-like. The transcript is spliced from 22 exons. The record is from RefSeq and is a predicted model, not a curated record. Bases 363 to 9044 code for a protein of 2893 amino acids. Lineage: Eukaryota; Metazoa; Porifera; Calcarea; Leucosolenida; Sycettidae.
AUUCAACUGCGCACGGGCGAAAAGGAAUCUAGCAUCUCUCUUGCAGUUAGAUAUUCUCUAUGACUCGAAACCCAACUUCAGUGUCCUUGUGACUCGUGUUGUUGUCUACGUGCUGUUAAUUUUUCCGGCAGGUGAGGUAACUCUGUUCUCAGCCUUGGUGGGUUAACUGUACCCGAAUACCAAGUAACGUUAGUUUGGCAAGCAAUUUAUUUGCGGUUAUAGAGUAGCACUAGCUGGAGCUGCCCACUAAUUAUUUCAGGCUUCAAGGGAAUAUGAGGUGCAGGUCGUCGUCACUCUUACUUUGUUCAUAGAGAUUUCCUAUUGGACGUACAGCUCUCCCAUCUUCGCCUUGGUGGGUCGGGAUGAGCUACACAUACCCGGCUCCCUAUCAGCCUGCCAUUGCUAGUGGCAAUGCAGGCGCUCAGGCUGGUCAUUUGGUGUCUGUCGACUCCCGCUUCGUACAAGCGGGAGUCGUGCCAACACCUGGCGGCUUCCCUAUGCCGACCAUAGCUGUGGCAGCAGAUCCCAAUGGAGUGCAGCAAGCCCAGGCAAUACAAUGGGAUCCUGCCACAGGAACAGCGUACGCAGUGCAGCCAACACAGAUGGCAGCCAUGCAAGCUGGACAGGCUAUGCAUGUUCAGCAGGGCCCUAUCCAUGUCCCAAGUGGCCCAACUUACUACCAAAUGCCAGCAGCCUACAACGGCCUACCCACCGUGAUGGAUGCCAACGGGCAGACUUACAUUGACCCACAUUACUAUAAUAUUGCCCAAACGAGUGGAGCAGCCACGUUUGUGCAGGCCGCUGCACCGGGUGCAAUACAGCAAGGUACCGCCAUGCCUGCUGGUGCAGUGGCCAUUGCGUCUGCACCGCCACAUGUACAAGUUACCUCCACGGUUGCUUCGACGACGGCUACCACGGCAAUGGCUCAAGGUCCACGCCCCGUAGCCAUACCGACCGCAACUGUCACGCCCACUGUUGCUGUUCCCGCAACUGCCACGGUGACCGUGACGCCGGUAGCAACCGUUGGAAACCCGCCUUCGGUAACAACCUCGGCGAGCGAAGUACACAGCAGUGGAUUGAAGCAGUGCGAUGUCAAGGCUAAUGAGCAGCACUUGUCCAACACGCAAGUUGGUCGCAAUGAGGUCAUACAGCGCUGGGCGAAUGAUGUUGCCGUGGCUAGCCAGCAUGGGUCCUCUCCGCCACCUGAUCCUUGUGAUCUCUUUGCACCCAUGCAGCAGCAUGAUGAAGUGGAUGGUAAGCAGACGGCCCCGGUACCAGCAUCUGGAAAGCGUAAGAGCGAGAGGCAGGACGACGGAAAGACCGGCAAGAUGCCCAAAAUGGAGUUGCACGCCGCGAAAAUGGAGCCGGGGAUGGUACCUGGCCACCCGGGCAAGCUGGACGGUGCAGAUAUGCAGCUUCCUGCGCCACCGGCUCUAUUCUCAACCGGCGGACAUGCAGCCGCACCCAUUAGCCAUAUGCCACCUGGUAGCAAUAAACCGUCUAAGAUACCAUCCCAGGUGAAAGUCAAGAAAGAAGACCGGACUAGUCGGCCGCCGCAUACUGUAGUGUCAAUGCCAAAUCUGCAUGCACCAGACCACCCGGUAGCUGUGGCUAGCACAGCUAUGGGUGGAUCCAUGGUAGCUGGCCCUGCUGCUGCAGCAGGUGUACCUUUACCUGGUGCUGGUGCUCCUCUGCGGUCAGUGGAUGAUGCGAAGAAAUCCUCGCGGGCCAGCCAUCGCGUUGACGAGCGCAGGACACCAGACGGAGGACGCAAGCGUUCAGCAGCACCACCUGUCACUUCACCAUCGCAGCACAUCCAGCAACAUGCUGCACAACAGCAACAACAACAGCAACAACAACAACAACAACAACAACAACAACAACAACAACAGCAACAACAGCAUGCACAGCAAAUCCAGCAGCAGCAGCAGCAGCAGCAGAUGUCCCAGCAGCAGGCACAAGCGCUGCAGCAGGCAAUGGCCAGUGGUGCACCGUUCAUGCUUGGCCCGGACAGUGCACCUGUUCACGUCUACCCAUGGAUGGUGCCUGGACAUCCAGGACAAACUCCCUAUGCAAUUGUAUCCGUGCCAGAAAGCAUGGUGGCUUCAAUGACAACAGAUGCUAGCAGCCGACCCGCUCCCACAACGACAGUGUUCUCCUCUGGAGAAGCACAUCCACAAAGUACCGUAUCUGUUCCACCUGCCUUGUACGUGGCUGGACCACCUCCACAGGCUGCAGCUUCCGGUGCCCCUGCACCAACCUCUGAGGAGCACAAGAACAGCUUUGGCAAGCUGGACAAGAGAAAACGCUACGAGAAUUCCAAGCGUGCCAGUGAGAGCAAGCCUAGUAGUGAGAACCACGCCACCGAGCACAGCCAUGCCGAAAUGCCUUCACACACCGCCGCACUCUAUCCACCCAUGGCUGCUGGUCCAGUUCAAGGUGAUCCUUCAGUGGCGUAUCAGCAGCCAAUGUACGCGCCUGCACUACAUGCACACCCCGAGCAACAUCAACAAGGCCAACAGCAGCAGCUUGUUUCCCAACAACCGGCGCGAAAGUCAUCGGAGCGGGGCAAAACCACUCCUCGACCAUCACAGACUGAGCAGCAGCAGCAACAGCAACAGCAGCAGCAGCAGCAGAGUAGUGCAGGUCAUACACAACAGAGGAAAAUGUAUGUGGUAACAGCUGAGACAGUGGUGGGCGAGGGAGGUGACUCGGCUGUGAAGCUUGUCCAGCACGUUCAAGAGCAGGGCAGUGGCUCAAAUAAGAAGGUGAAGACAAGACCAGGUAAGAUGUCUCGGCCUGUGGCAGAGCCACCCGGCUCAGCGGCUGCUUCUGGUGCAACAGCCGCACCAAGGCACACGCCACCACCGGCACAAUUACCUGUAUCAAAUUCUAUGCCUUCUGGUUCCUCGGGUCAAGCACGCCAGUUAGCGGCAGCAGGCAUGCCCAGGAGGAGUCACCAUGGAAGCUCCACUAACCUGGCAGCUAAGCAAGGACCCAGCGACACCAGUCCAGUACAAGUAACACCGGGAGCAGCUGCAUCAUCUGGUCAAGCUCAGGCGGCGGCCCCUGUGGCCAUCGCCGCCCCCGCUGCUGCUGCUGCUGCUGCUGGUGUAUCUGCGGGUCCUGCGGGUCCGGUGGCAGCAGCAUCUCAAUCAGGAAUGCCUGCAAUGCACGCCUUGCCACCCGGUGCAGUUGCUGCAGCCACCGCCGCCGGCAUCGGUCAGGGUGGCCAGCAGUUUGUUUACAUGCAGCCCGCUGCUGGCUGGGAGCACAUGGGCCCACAGCAACAGCAGCAACAUCUCAUGGCGUAUCCGCAAGUCUUCCAGCAGCCGGGACAGCAACCGCCCCAGGGGCAGAUGAUCCACCAGCAACAACCCCAACCGCAGCAGGCACAACAACAGCCUGCACCGGCUGGGCUAUCGCAGCAGGUUGAUCACCAGCAAGCAUCACAGCAACAGCAACAGCAGCAGCACAUGGCAUCACAACAACAACAUCAGCAGCAAGCGUACCAAGGUCAACAGGGCAGCAGUUCUCAGGCCAGACCGACAAAGCAGUCCCAGAUGCCUCAAGCUGCUGCCGGCUCGGGAACGAUGUCAACGCACCAUAGGGAAGGAUCUCAGAGUCGUACCUCUCUCCAAGGUACUGCACGUCAUACAACAUCGCCGAAUGUCAAGCAAUCGUCCAGUGGUAAGCGUGAUUCUUCAACUUCCAACUAUCCAGCACUGAACACGCAGUCUUCUGCUGCCGACAAGCGUACGGCCGAGAGUGCCCCAGCCCCAGCAGCCCCGGCAGCAGCAGUGGUGGCCAGUGCUGGAGCUGGUGCAAGUGUAGUUGCUGCUCCCGGUGGAGGUGUUCUCCCUGCCGGCGCAACAAUUACUGCACGUGGAGCAGAUGGACAGGAAUAUGUUGCACUAGAUCCGUCUUGCAUGCCUCCCGGCACUAUGGUUGCGCCCAAUGGUAUGCUGUUCACCACAGACGGCAAAGGUCUUGCUGACUGGCAACAGCAGCAGCAGCAACAACAGCAGCUCGUGCAGAAUGCUCAAAUGGCAGCUGCAGCUUCUGGUCAGCAGGUUGUGGUAAUGAUGGACGGAGGUCAGAUGGUCGGUUUCCAGCCUGGACUCAUGCCUAUGGUGCAACAGCAACAGCAACCAACGCAACAGCAACAACCUAGUGUACAGGCGACAACUACCACUGCACAACACCAACAGCAGCAACUGCAGCAGCAACAACAACAACAUCAGCAGCAGCAGCAGCAGCAACAACAACAACAAACCUUGUCACAGCAAAAAACAUCACAGCAAUCAAAAGCACAGCAGCACCAACAAACACAAUCCCACCAACACCCUCAGCAGCAGCAGCAGCAACAGACACAGCAAGCUCAGGUGCAACAUGGGCAGCACAAGUCAUCACAGCAUGCCUUGCCACACAGCAAGGACACAUCGGCAAGUGGGGAGCUCCGUACAUCUACAUCGUCGCAGCAACCAGGCGUACGUGGCCAAUCCAGCGCUGCGCCCACCAGCGCAUCAGCUGUCCACCAGGACAUGAUCACCGCAACAAGAGGUGGUCCAGUUACUGCUUCUUCUCAUCAAGCCACACUGGACAAGUCUACAACCAGCGCUAGCGCCGCCAUGGCUACUCCAGGGGAUAGUAGUGCUCGUCACCAAUCCCCGUACACUAAUCGCAAGAGAGUAAGGGCAACUGGAGCAUCAACGGCCGCCGCUUCUCAAGACUUUACUUCAGAUCAAGACCCUUCCACUGCCAAAGAUUCAAGUACGAGUGGUGGCUGGGCAAAAGGCAGUGGGCGUGAUACUUCCACAACCACCGUCGCUGCUGCCGCCGCCGCAACUCACUGGUAUGGCAAGGGGGCAGGCAAUGUACCUGUACAUCAACAGCAGCAGCAGCUGCCGCCCUCACUGCAGCAGGACGGUGGGGAUUGCGAGUAUGGACCGAUAAUUGACCAAGCUGCAUUGCAGCGCUGUAAUGACAUUGCCACAUCUGGAGACGCACGAGAGCCGCUAGCAAAUCUCUUCAUGCAGCAUCAGACUGCGUUUCAGAAGGUGAACAGUGCGGUCACCGUUCCAGCAAACAGUUCAGCGGAGGUGAGAAGCGAAGCCAUGCUACAUGUUCAGCAGUGUCAGCAUGCGUACACCGAGGAGUUCAAGCGUGUCUUCGACACCCUGAGGAAGGAUAUGGCAGGAAAGACGCAACCUCCUCCAUCUAGACAAGAGUUCCAUGCACCUCAUGCAGGGCAGCAGAAAGUACAAGGGAUACCGCAGAAGAAUGACGGGCAUGUCGGGGGGAGCAGCGCCUCGGCUAGCGCUGCACACCCCGCCGCCAGUAAGAACCCGUCGUCGUCGUCCGCACAUGAUCCUGACAGCAAAGGCCAGCAGCAGCAUUCCAAGCCCGAACGGCACGGCAGCGCUGCUGGCGCUGUGCCCGGUGAGCACACGACCGAGACCAAGUCCGCGAGUGGCCGUCACUCCGGCAAGCUAUCCGCUGCCGACUCCGGUGCGGCUGCCGCAGUAGCUGCUAUGCCAGCCCACAGUAUGGCUCAGGGCUACGGUCCAGGCUGGACAAUGUCAAGUCAGCAGUGGCAAGCGCAGCUACAAGCCAGUGGUGGGGCAGCUCAGUUCGCCGUCGGUCCUGGCCCACCGGGAUCUGUUGCUACACAGGUGUAUGUGACAGGCACAGGCACAGGGCUGGUCACCACCACAGCAACAACAGCAGUCACAACUACUGCCAGUGGUCGUGAAGAUAUGCCCGUCAUUCCACCCAUCGCAACCAUGAUACAGCCCCCGUGGCAGCAGAUUGGAACUGGACCUGAUGGCCGAGUGUGGCCAGUCCCCCCAGGCGCAGCCAUGCCACCGGGCACACAACCUGCAGAGCGUGGUAAAGUGGUUGACAAGUCCGUUCUUGCUGGCGCCGAGGCUUUGCUGGUGAUGUCUGCUACAAUACCGCAGCCACAACAGCAGCACCCGGAACAAACGGCGCACCAUGCACAUCAUCAGACUGUACCCCCGUCACAAGCGCAACAGCCAUCACCGUCUUCGAAGGCAGCAGGGGAUUCCGCCGGCAAUCACAUGCUGAUCCACAGUACUAGCAGCGCUGCAGAUCCGGAAGCCCACUUCAAGCGAGCCCUGGCGACCUCAUUAACUAAGCCGUCCUCCUCGGCAUUGCCAAUGACAAUGGCAUCGCGGGUUGAGAAUCCCAUGACUGUGGGAAUGACAACAGCAGGUGCUACAAGCACCGCGCCAUUCCCAGUGGCACCUCUCAGGGAGGCGUCUGCACCAGUCGACGACGACGAGAUGGACGACGUCGAUGUUGUCGGCGAUAUCGAUGGUGAACCACCACUCAUGAUGAAGGCGUGCGUGAGUGCAAGUGAGGAGGACACACCUGAUAGUCGAGUCCUGCCACAGGUCCCCUCCAAACGACCAGGCGCGGCGGCAAAAGCGACUGAACACACUGCGCCAGUCGGCAGCACAUCUCAGGCCGUCAUGCCUGCCACCAGUGGAAUGCCGGCGGUGGCGGUGGCGAUGAGUUCACACGAUUCGAAGAAGUCGGCUUCUGCGGGGACGACGAUGGACGAAAGAUCUACAGCUGUGCGGCCAACUGAAAGUGCUAGUCAACAACAGCAGCAGCAGCAGCAGCAGCAGCAGCAGCAGCAAGGUAAAACAAUUGGAGGCCGUCAACGGGGACAGUCCCGACCCAUGCCUUCUACAACAUCACCUGCACCAGCAAGAGAAGCUGAUGGCUCCAGGUCAUCUUCACACUCACCUUCAGAUCCUCCCUCCAAGUCGCUAACGCCGAGGAAAGGAAAAGCAUCUGCACCAGCAACUGCAGUGGCAACGGCGGCGGUAACUGCGGUUGCAGCGUCCAGUACAGCAGCAGCAGCAGCAGCACCAUCUUCUGUAUCUGCAGCCCCUGCUGAGCCCGUUUCAACUAGCGCUUCGCUUCCUGUCCCCGCCGCACUGGCCAGUCUAUCUACUGCACCUGCUGCCGCCGCUCCGUCUGCGCCGGAAGGUGCUGCGGCAACACCGCUGGCCACGACAACAAGUGCUGAUGGUGAUGCCGUUAUGCAGCGCAAACUGGAUGAAAUGUGCCGUCAGAUGGAGGAGAAGCAACGUGAGGUGGAAGAACUGCGUGGUGCUCUUACUCGUCGCCAGCAAGCGGAAACCUCUACCAAGCAGCGCAAGCGUGCACAUCACGAGAGUGAGAAUGACGGAUCGGACAGCAGUGAGGAAGGGCCUGCUGCCUCUGAUGUACCCGUUUCAAAGGAGGGGAAAAGCAAGAAGCGAAAGAAGAUGUCCUCCAAGAAGGAGCAUCCCGGUGUUCAGGGAAAGUCGGAGAAAGGCGAUACUCCUGCUCAGCAGCGUUCUAAGCAGAGGUCCCCGAAGAAAGCAGCAGCAGCAGCACACGAGGAGCAGGAGAGCAGUGCGGCAGCCUCGGCGGGUGAUUCAGCCUCCACAACAGUCCACGCCGAUCACAAGCCCCACAAGCACAGCAAGGAAGACCGCUCACAGAGCAAAAGAAACAAGCACAACAAACACAAGAAGCUCAAGUCAAAGGAGAAGCGCCUGAAGCAGCCAUCCGCAGACAAAGCGAGUGCCGAAGGAAAGUCUUGCGAAGUAAAGUCUCAGAGCUCCCAUGAGAAGCCAGUGCCUGCUAGUGUCGCUGGCAAUGAUGUCACCGGUGAUGUCACCGGUGAUCAGGAUGACGAUGAGCAGAGUGUGGGCAAUGAGGAGCAGAUCUCACCCGUCUAUUCCCGCCAGCAGCAGCAGCAGCAGAAGCCUGCGACUGUGGUAGGCGCUCAGACUAGUGCAGCGCGAUCGACCAGCCCCCCAGUCCCUCGCUCCACUCAGCAGCCAGCUGAGCUGACCGCAGCAAUACCAGGUGCGGUUCCAUCUUCUUCCGUGCUUUCAUCCACUCCAGCGAAGGAAACAAGUUGCGAUUCUCAGAAGACGGCAGCUGAGAAGUCUCUGCCCGUUACGUCGCAGUAUCCUCAUGUCACUGAUACGCAUACCAAAACACUGCAAGCUUCCAUUACGAAAAGUGACGGUGCAUCUUCCCUAUCCGUCUCUUCUCUUCCACCUAAGCCGGUAAUUACAUCCAAGAAUACUGUGCCAGCGUGGAAACUGCCCCUUGGCCCCUCAAGUAGCGAGAGCAGUGGAAGCAGCAGGAGUUUCACUGGCUUGGCCAAAAAGGAGCAAAGUAGUCUAAGAGAAGCAGGACCAGCAGCGCCAGACUCUGCUCACCAGGCGGUAACUGGUAGCUUGAGAAAGCAGCAGCAGCAGCAAGGAAGUGAUGAGGGUAGCAAGAGUAGCGGCAAGCCAUCAGCCAGCUCCAAACCUAUCCCGGCACCAUUGUCCUUGCCAUCAACAGCAAUCACAUCGUCAACGUAUUCUUCAUCUGUUGUGCCUGCUGUGUCUGCUGUUAACCCGUGCACCGCAAACUCAUCUGUAUGUGCCACUGUAGUCUCAGCAGCAACGACUGCCCUCUCCCCUCAAGCCUACAGUAAAGAUUCCGGAAUUGUUACAUCACCACACAUGUCGACUUCAUCGCUGGGCAAAUCUGGCGAAGACUUUGUCAAGUUGCGGAGGCGUUCAAGCAGCGGUGACCGUCCGUCUGCAUCACAGCCAUCAAGUGCUUCUACCCUGUCUCUCCGAUCACCGAUGUACGCUAAAGCCACCCUGUCUUCAUCCGAUGCAACAACAGAUCAGAAAGUCAAUGCAUCGUCAGCCCAAGAUCAUUCAUUCCCCACCACUCAUACUGGGGAUGCGAAGAAAGCCCCACACAAUCCCAGUCCUGCAGACGAAGUAUUAGCUGCUAAUCUCAAGCCACUUUGGACUCCUAAAGCUGCCAUGGCGUCGUUCCAAGGUCAGUCUUCUGGUGGAGGCUUGGCAGCUUCAGGUGGAAGCAUGUCGUCUUUCACUGUACCCCAAUUUGAGGACAUCAGCAGCCCAGACAGCACUGCAGAUGAUGAGCUGAUGAUCGAUGAGGAUGCAAACAUUGCAAGUGUAGAAGGCAAUGAUGAUGUGGAAUAGAGAGAGAGAGGGAAAUUCACAUCCAUAAACCGUAGUGCCGUCAAAACAUUUUGAGUGCUGACUACCAACGCCCAGUUUCGGAGCUUCCGGAGUCCUGUUAACGCUGAAUCUAGAAAUCCACAUCCAUCAAUCGUAAUGCCGUCAAAAUAUUCUGAGUGCUGACUAACAAAGCCCAGUUUUGGAGCUGCUCGAGUCCUGUUUUUUGCUGGAUGUAAGUGGAAACAUUCUGAGUGCUGACCAACAAUACCCAGUUUUGGAGCUGCUGGAGUCCUGUUAGCGCUGAAUCUAAGUGGAAACAUUCUGAUUGCUGACGAACAAGGGGCAGUGUUUGAGCUGCUGGAGUCCUGGUAUUGCUGAAUUUAGAAAUCCACAUCCAUCAACCGUAACACCGUCGAAACAUUCUGAGUGCUGGCUACCGAUGCCCAGUUUUGGAGCUGCCGGAGUCAUGUUAGCGCUGACUUUAGAAAUCCACAUCCAUCAACCGUAAUGCCGUCGAAACAUUCUGAGUGCUGGCUACCGAUGCCCAGUUUUGGAGCUGCCGGAGUCCUGUUAGAGCUGAAUUUAACCCACCAAAGUUGCGUCGAUACCUGUCGGCGCUGAAAUUAACCGCCACGGCAGCCAUGUGGUGUGGACGGCUACACACGCUGCCCCACUGUCUGCUACUGUACAUGUAGAAGUUGUGUAUAUAUGUGAAGAACUGUAACCACCUUGUAAGAUAAAGAAACACCCAAUGACAGUGGAUAAUAGUCUCCUGAUCGAAACAUGUCAUGUUCCAGUGACUGGUGUGUUCUUGAGUCCUGUGUCUGCAUUUUAACCUGUCUACAAUUCACUUGACGUGGCAUGUGUUCUUUCCUUGAUCAGCUUCGAUUCAUGUACAAAAUUCAUCCCUACGUUCGCCACUAUCCAACUAACGAGAACAUUGCUAUUUUGCGGAACAGCUUGUCUACGUGUCUUAGCUAUGCGUGUGUAUGUGUCUGUGUCAUUUUGGAUGUUGUUCAUUUGUUCCUUGGUCUUACGCAUGUAUUCGUAUUUGAGGUCGCUUUAGUGGCCGUACAUCGAUUGAAAUUUUUGUCAAAACAACUUGUCUGAAGCCAACUCGUGCUUGUGCUUAUUUUGAGUCCUUGGUAAGGCUAUGUCCCGCCCUUUUUUUCCGUUCCUGCUUCUUUUCCAUGGCUGCUUUUAUGAUCCCUCAGCUCAUUUAACCUUUCUGACCUUCAUUAAUUGCUGACCAUUCUCCUGUUGCGGGCAACAGGAGAUUAGCGUUGUAGUUCUCCCUGCACGUGUGACUCAAUGUCCGUGAGUGUCAAUAUUCCGAGUGUUGGAUAAUAA